This is a messenger RNA of Capsicum annuum, 1284 nucleotides long. RefSeq lists its product as uncharacterized. The transcript has a single exon. NCBI's taxonomy places the organism in Eukaryota, Viridiplantae, Streptophyta, Magnoliopsida, Solanales, Solanaceae. Bases 221 to 970 code for a protein of 249 amino acids. The record is from RefSeq and is a predicted model, not a curated record.
UUUACCACUGUCACCCCACACCCACCCCUCCUGACACCUCCACCGCGUUCCCAAUUUCUUCUCUAUAAUCCCUUUACACGGACGCCACUUUUUCACUAUAUUUUCCUCAAGCAAUCUCUCUAUUUUUCCACCAUUUAUUUGAACCAACAAAACCACCCCCCAACAAGCAAAUAAUUUCAAGAAGCAAGUUGUUGUUUCAGUUCUUCCAUCUCUCUAAACAAUGUUGGUAACUCGAACCAAAUCAAAGAUUUGGGUUCACAACAAUAACUACAACAACUGCUCCCCUUGUCCUUCUUUCAAAGAUAUUCAUACCCUUUUAUCCGACGAUUCUAAACCCAACAGCAAAAAACCCAAUAUCUUCCAUCGCGUUCGACGUGUUACCGCCAUCCUCCGCGUUCUCACAACCCGACCCGGACCCGGACCCGAUUUGCCAUUGAAAGCACUCCCCCAACCCGAAUCAAAUCCGAACCGGAAAUCUGACCCGUUGAUUCAAAUCCCAGGAGCUGACAAAAAAAUCGUGAUCUACUUCACUAGCUUAAGGGUGAUCCGUUCUACAUUCGACGACUGCAAAGCCGUUCGAUCAAUUCUCCGUAGCUUCCGCGUUUCCAUGGACGAACGUGAUGUGUCUAUGGACACUGGAUUUAUGGAAGAGCUGAAAAUGAUAUUAGGUGAAAAGACGAAACUAUCCUUGCCUAGAGUUUUCAUUGGCGGAAGGUACAUUGGUGGUGCCGAUGAGAUUCGUCAGCUACAUGAAUCCGGCGAGCUGAAGAAGUACGUUGAAGGGCUAAUUCCGGCGGAUUUCAGCACGUGCCAAGUGUGUGGCGGCCAUAGAUUUAUCCUCUGCGACGAAUGCAGUGGAAGUCACAAGUGUUAUAGCGAGAAAGGAGGAUUCAGAACUUGUCUUGCUUGUAAUGAGAAUGGUUUAAUCAGGUGCCCUUCUUGUUACUAUGCCCCAAUUACGCUACGCUGAUUAGAUUAGUAGCUCUAUUAUAACUACAUGUUUAGGCUAGUCAGAAAAGUAUAAGCUGAAAAUGAAGGCGAAAACUUUAUAACACUUCAUUUUUCUUCUCUUUAGCAGUUUUUUGUAUGAUUUAUCUCUCUUUUCUUUUCCCCCCCUUUUUGUUGGGGCAUUGGUGUGUUUAUAUUAAGGCAGUUUGAUUAGAUGCAAAAUGCAGUCAUGAAAAUGCUUGUUCUUUGUCGAGUGUUUUCAUCUGACACAGUUCUAUAAGGUACUGAGUGAAAUGUUACUGAAAUGUAGGACAAUAACAUGAUAUUAGCUGUUUA